This is a messenger RNA of Notolabrus celidotus (New Zealand spotty), 2289 nucleotides long. It is a transcript of the gene vamp3, whose product is annotated as vesicle-associated membrane protein 3 (cellubrevin). Gene Ontology annotation, cellular component: plasma membrane; SNARE complex. Bases 99 to 389 code for a protein of 96 amino acids. Gene Ontology annotation, biological process: vesicle-mediated transport; SNARE complex assembly; vesicle fusion. The record is from RefSeq and is a predicted model, not a curated record. The transcript is spliced from 5 exons. Gene Ontology annotation, molecular function: SNAP receptor activity; syntaxin-1 binding. Lineage: Eukaryota; Metazoa; Chordata; Actinopteri; Labriformes; Labridae.
UUGAAUGCAUCACAACAGGCAGUAACAGUUACGACUUGUCACUUCAGUGUGAGCUCCCAGGCAAGAAUCAGCGGCAGUAUCCUUCAUAUCAUAUCACAAUGGCAGCCCCCGAAACAGGCGGAAACAGGCGCCUGCAGCAGACCCAGGCCCAAGUAGAUGAGGUGGUGGAUAUUAUGCGUGUUAAUGUGGACAAAGUGCUGGAACGUGACCAGAAGCUCUCUGAACUGGAUGACAGAGCAGAUGCACUGCAGGCUGGAGCCUCCCAGUUUGAAACCAGUGCUGCUAAGCUGAAAAGGAAGUACUGGUGGAAGAACUGCAAGAUGUGGGCCAUCCUGAUAGCUGUUAUAAUCAUCAUCAUCAUCAUCAUUGUUAUUUGGAGUUAUUCAUAAAACACCAACAAGAGAAGAAGGAGUGGAGGAAACCAUGAAGAAGAGGAGAGGAGUGAGGUGUACAAUGAAUUCUCAGAGGAAGACGUCAAAUGGCAAACUGGCUACUGAACUCCACAACAUGUUCCCCCUCCUGCAGGAGGUCUUCAUUCCUUGUCCUGGUUUGCCCUUGUCUGUGUGUGUGAGUGUGUGUGUGUGUGUGUGAGUAUGUGUUUGAACACGUGCUUGAGUUGAGGAUUUGGAUGUUACCAGAGUUUUACCCCACAGUACUACACAAAACUAGAUACCAUUACACUUGUAUUUGAGUGCUAUGACACUUGCCAAAGACAACAGAAAGAAAGUUACAUCUACUCCACUUAAAAGAGUAUAAAUGAUCAUAUAAAGCACAUACAUACACACUCCAAAUUCAGGACUAGAAGUGAAGAAUUGUUGUAUACUCCUCAACUUAUAUCUACUUUUUAUAUAUUUGAUUUAUAGCCAUUGAUUUAGUGUGCCAAGCUAAGAGAAGUGCCUUUCAGAGAUAUACUGUGUAAGUAAAUAACAGAAACCCUGCAUAACACUGAAGAGAGACCCCUUUUAAACACAUCCACAUUUAUUCUCUUGAGUGUAACACCAAUAGUUAGAUCUUUCUCCCCCAACCCUUUUAGAUGCCAUACUUGUCCUCCUUUUUGAAUUGCAACAGCUGAAAAUGCCAUGAAACAAUCCCACCAUGAAAUGGCCAGAUCUGAUGCCUUAUUCUACUAAUGCACAUGGUUAAGUGCUGAUUGAGUUAUCUUUGUGUCCUGACCUGACAACAAAGCUUAUCAACACACUUGGAGCUUUUAGGUUAGGAUUUUUGGUAAAACUCGCCAGAGCAUGUGCCUAUAUCUUAAGACCAACAGCCUUACUUCUUGACUGGAGGAACUGCAGGUAAAUUUCAAGAACUGAAGAAAAGCAACAUUGGUUUAAAGUGGCAAAUUUUCAAUCCUGUCUCAAGGAUGAACAAUUAAGUUUACCCUUGAGAAGGAAAUGUAGUUUUAGAUCGAUGCCUUAAAAGGCUUCUCCAAUGGAGAACAGCCAGAAACACACGAAUGCCUUGUUGAUCAUAAAAACCAUCCAUUAAGAGUUGUGCCUUCUCAACGCCCACUCGGUUCAAACUGCUGUUUGAUAAUUCAGCUGAGUUCAUUUACCUUCAAUAAAGCCAUCUGUUUAGUCACUGGCAUUUUUCUCAUCUGAUCGAUGCGAGCUGCUUCUGGUGUUAUGUUUUAGUUGUAUUAUUCCUUUGAUAAUAGCUUUUUUUUGCAAUCUAUUAAAUGUAGAGCUAACCUUAUUGAGAGUAUAUAGUAUUUUUUAGAUGCUGCUAAGCAUCAUAUGUGUUUGGGUGCAUAGACAACUUUAGGGGCAGUGACAGUGUGAUAAUUAACAUACCAACACUGGAUGAUUGUAUUCCCUGCCAUUGCUUUCAUGCUUUGAAAAUAACUGUAUUUUAAUAAGUUAAAAAAAAAAUGGGAUUUCUUUGCUAAUUAACUUCACUUUGUCUUGAAUUCUGUAAUGCUAUUGAUGUUUCAGUGAAUUUUCAGUUUAUUUGAAGGCAUUAUUUUCCACAGUGCAUCCAUCAUAUUUUGGUAAUCGAUAUUGAACACUAACUCAGAAAUGGAGUCUCUUUUUAAAAUGAAGCCAAACUUUAGCCAAUAAGGAAGUUGUAUAAUGUUUUUAUAGGCAACUUAAAAAGCCUUUUCAGGCCAGGCUCUCAUCGCAGAUAUAUGGAAUUGUCAUCAUCUUCACUGUCUACUCCAGAAAUAUGAGACCCAGUAACUUCAUGCCUUGCUGAUGGGAACCUUCUGGGAAUGCAUUUGGAAAUAAGUGCAAUUCUACUCUGUCCCUAAAUGCCUUUUGCUUGAAUAAACAGAUUGAAAUAAAAUCA